GCAUAUAUACUGUCUUGGUUUGGACAAAUGACAUUUGAGCAAUGCCAAUGCACUUCAAUCAUGACGUCACCUACCUUUCCUGCAAUCCUUUCAACUCGCCUCUUUAUUCUCUCUCUCUCUCUCUCUCUCGACUAAUUAAUGGGGAUCGCCACUCCACCUACUAGGUUUGUUUUCUUUUCCUUUUGUGGUUUGUAGUAAUUUGUUGAGAUGAAGGGAAAGAAAAUGGAGAGGAGAAGAAGAACUAGGAGUCAGUGGGAUGAAUAUUACAAACAGUGUCAUGAGGAGUUGAAGAGGGAGAAAGAACAACACAGUGGUGGCAGUGGGAGAGGCAUAUGUGCUCAGCUCACUGAUGAUGCAGAGCCUCAUAGUUGUAGUAUUGAAAUCUUGAGGAAUGCUGGUGGAGUUGAGACGUUAAGUAAGAGCGGUGAGGAUGAUCCCAUUGAGAUUUCGAGUAGUGAUGAUAAUGAUGAUGAUGGAGUUGGGACGUUCAGUAAGAGCAGUGAAGAGACUUCGAGUAGUGCUGAUGAUGGUGGUGGUGGUGGUGGUGGUGGUGGUGACGACGAUGAUGAGGAUGAUGAUUAUGAUGAUGAGGAUUAUGAUGAUGAGGAUUAUGAGAGGGGAGAAGGCAAGACAAGUGGUGACACUCAUGGAGAGAGUGAGAGGAUGAGAGAGAGUGGAACCAAGCUAGGAGAAGAAAAGGACGGCGAAAUUGAUCAAAAAAGGUGUAAUGAGCAUGAAACAGAUAGUGAAAUAUCCAUAGGAAAUGUCAAUGAGAAGCUCUUCAGGUAUAGGAAGACCAGGAGAAGGAUGAACAUGGAGAGAGAAGGUGAAGCUGACCUUGAAACAGAUGAUGAGAGGGAGAGGGAGAGGGAAAGGGAGAAGGAGAAGGUGAAAGAGAAGCUUCCCAAAAUUGACAAGAAUAAGUGUACUUCUACAGAUAGUGGUGGAGAAAAGGAUGGUGAGAUUGAGCAAACAAGGUCUAAUGAGCAUGAACCAGAUUGUGAAAUACUCACAGGAAAUGUCAAUGAGAAGCCCUUAAGGAGUAGGAAGAUAAGGAGAAGGAUGACUAUGGAGAGAGAAGGUGGAACUGGCCUAGAAACAGAUGAUGAGAGGGAGAGGGAGAAGGAGAAGACAAGGAGAAGGAUGACUACGGACAGAGAAGGUGGAGCUGGCCUAGAAACAGAUGAUGAGAGGGAGAGGGAAAAGGAAAAGGAAAAGGAAAAGGAGAAGGAGAAGGAGAAGGUGAAUGAUGAGGACGAGUGUUUCUAUACACGGAUGAAGAUGAAGGGUCAACACUGCUCGGUGGAGAAGAUAAUGUUGGGCAAGAGAAGGUCUCAUUCUCCAAGAGAUCUCGACUUCAUCAAGAUUUUGGUCGACUCCAUGAAUGCAUUCAAGGACAAACAAUAUAACAUCGACGAGAAUGCUCUGCCUGAAAAUGCCCUUCCUCUAAGGUUCAGAUUCGAGGACGAGGUGAUGCCUCCCCCGGAGAAAUCAGAAUGGGAGGAGCACAUAGAUUCACUCUUUCGUGAUUUAGAGUUGGGAUGGCGUGAAAUUGAAGCUGAUUGUGCUCAUCUUUAUACAAUGGAAAAGGAUGAUCUGAAGACCACCGAGGAGAUUGAUGAAAGCCCAGCAGCAUGUUGCCGCCGUGGGAAUCAUCAUGCUAUUCUUGAUGAGCAGAUAGGGAUUGUUUGCAAAUACUGUCAUACUGUGAUCAUGGACAUAAAACAUGUCUUACCAGAUUUUCACGUACCAUCUUGGGAGAGGCGAGACAGGAGGUAUUACCACGAUGAGUUCUCGAGCUCUUACUAUAAUGAAAUUCAGUUUGAGGGUCCUGCUUCCAGUGCUCCCGAUUCAGCAAGUUGCACGAAAAGCACAGUAUGGGAUUUAGUCCCGGGUGUCAAGAAAGAGCUGUACCCUCAUCAGCGGGAGGGCUUUGAGUUCAUAUGGAGAAACAUAGCAGGAGACACCAUAAUCGAGAAACUGAAGCAGACGCUUGCUGAUGAUGCAAGGGGGUGCAUAAUCUCACAUGCCCCUGGCACUGGCAAAACGCGUCUCACAAUAGUGUUCCUGCAGACUUUUCUGAAGCUGUAUCCGACCUGUUGCCCCAUGAUCAUAGCUCCUCGAGGCAUGCUUCUGACAUGGGAGGCCGAGUUCAAGAAGUGGAACUUCAACGUAGUGUUUCACAAUCUAAACAAGAAAGAGCUAUCCGGGAAUGAAAACGCAGUUGCUGGUGAACUUCUUGAGCGAGCUGGGAGUGGAAACUUGAAGCAAGACUGCAUUCGCCUGCUGAAAUUGUAUACCUGGGCGAGAGGUGGUAGCAUUUUAGGGGUCGGCUACCAACUGUUUGAGAGGCUUACUGGAGAAAGAAAUGGGAAAAGAGAGCAACAUGAGAAGAUUAGGGAGGUGCUUCUUCAAAGGCCAGGCCUUUUAGUGCUUGAUGAAGGGCACACGCCUCGUAAUGACAAGAGUCAGAUAUGGCAGGUCUUGGCAAAAGUUUCGACUCAGCGACGUAUAAUCUUGUCAGGCACUCCAUUCCAAAACAAUCUCAAGGAGCUAUACAAUACUCUCUGCGUGGUUGAUCCAAAGUUUGUAGAUGCGGACAGAGCAUGGAAGAAUAAUUACGGUAGCUCAUCUGGCAUAAAAAGGGGUAGCGUGUUGGAGCUGAAGGACAAGCUCAAACCAUAUAUUCAUGUGCACAAGGGAACUGUGCUAGAGGAAAGCCUUCCUGGAUUGAGGCACACACUAGUGUUCUUGCAUCCAACCAAGUCUCAACAGACACUGCUGAAAAGUGCUUGCAAAGAGAUGAUAAUAUUUCAUAGGAUUCGGAUGGUAUCCCUAGUCUCCGUUCACCCUUCAAUAAAAGCAGUAACGGAGAGGUACUCCACUAGAAAAGAAGAGAUCACAACGGAUAUUGAUGCAGGCGUGAAGGCAAGGUUUCUUUUUAAGCUUAUACAUUUUGCUGAUGCACUCGGUGAGAGGGUGCUGGUCUUCAGCCAGUUCAUAGACUCUCUUACCUUCAUCAAAGAGCAGCUUGAGUCCAUUUUCUCUUGGAAUGAAGGAAGGGAAGUGCUAUACAUGGAUGGACAGCUGGAUGAGAGGAAACGCCAAGAAUCCAUAUCUUGCUUCAAUGAUGAAACGAGUGAGGCGAAGGUGCUUCUUGCAUCGGAGAGAGCUUGCUCGGAGGGUAUUAAUCUGACAGGGGCUUCCAGAGUUGUGCUACUGGAUACUGUGUGGAAUCCUUCAGUGGAAAAGCAAGCAAUCUGCAGGGCUUACAGGCUUGGACAGAAGAAAGUCGUGUAUGUAUAUCGCCUAUUUACAUCUGACAUUGAGAUCAGGCAAUAUGCACUGCAGAAUCGCAAAGACCGCAUAUCACGGUGGCUGUUCUCUCUUGGUGAAGGACAGAGUGAAAAGACAGUCGCGGAAGACAAGCUUUUGGAAGCCAUGCUUAAUCUUGAAAACUUCAAGAAUAUAUUUGACGAGAUUAUUUCCCAACCAAAGGAAUCCGACCUCAUCAGAUGGCUGGAAGUGCAGAAGUAGAAAGCACUCCAUUCCACUUUGCUGCUGCUAUUCAUUUUGUUUGGCUUCAUUGUGAUAUAUAUGCGAAACCAUGCUAAUUUUUUUGGUGAAGUUAAUAGGAGAAUCUUUCUGUUAGUGAUAGGCUUAGUGGUUAAAUGCAGUGUUUGGUAUGAAGCUGUCUCUUGCUAUUGUGUUGAAGUUAGAUUGUGAUUUGUUGUUGGAUGCAUGUUUGCUGCUGCUUCUUAUUGUGACUGUGAUCUCACUAGCUGUGUAGUUCCAAACACAAAAUGUUGGCAGUUGAGUUAUUGAUUUAGGCAGAUGUGCAUUAUUUUCAUCUA
This is a messenger RNA of Salvia miltiorrhiza (redroot sage), 3854 nucleotides long. RefSeq names its product SNF2 domain-containing protein CLASSY 3-like. Lineage: Eukaryota; Viridiplantae; Streptophyta; Magnoliopsida; Lamiales; Lamiaceae. The record is from RefSeq and is a predicted model, not a curated record. The coding region runs from base 208 to 3537 and encodes 1109 amino acids. Gene Ontology annotation, biological process: gene silencing by siRNA-directed DNA methylation. Gene Ontology annotation, molecular function: ATP binding; ATP-dependent chromatin remodeler activity. The transcript is spliced from 3 exons.